Messenger RNA from Melanotaenia boesemani (Boeseman's rainbowfish), 1838 nucleotides. It is a transcript of the gene samsn1a, whose product is annotated as SAM domain, SH3 domain and nuclear localisation signals 1a. The transcript has 8 exons. Bases 107 to 1156 code for a protein of 349 amino acids. The record is from RefSeq and is a predicted model, not a curated record. NCBI's taxonomy places the organism in Eukaryota, Metazoa, Chordata, Actinopteri, Atheriniformes, Melanotaeniidae. Gene Ontology annotation, molecular function: protein binding.
CAGAUAGUCUAGGGUUAGUUAACACUUUGGUGUCAGAGGAGUGAGGUAAAGGACAGUAAAGAGCAGGGACUGAGAUCUGUCAGCAAACUUAAAAAAACUGAGAAAAAUGCUACACAGGGCUGCAUCCAAUGUGUCAGACAAGGCAAAGAGCAAACCAAAGCGCUCCACAAGCUUUGGCAAGUUUGAAGGGCUCAGACAUCACUCAUCCCAGGCAAAAACAGAGGAAAAUGGACCAACAACGCUCAGAGAAGAAUGUGAAAGUCCAGACCCAAACAAAUCAGCUGGGCUCGGGAGGAAGAUGAAAGAGAUUUCACUAACCAUGCGAAGAAAAAUGGGCAAAAAACACGCCAAGUCUUUCUCUGAAGAGAUGGGAGAUGACACAGACAAAGACCCAGAAGCUGAGACAGAAAGUUGUCCACCAGCAGAGAAAAACUCUGCAAAAACCAGCAACUCCUUGGAGAGUCUUUACAGCGGUCAGAGCUCCUCUAGUUUAGGUGGUGUGACCAGUGAGUCCAAUGGUUCUGGUAAGAGGGACAGUCUGAGGCUGGAGGAGGACGGCUCCUAUCAGGGUCAAUUCUGCGGCAGGGCUCGGGUUCAUACAGAUUUUGUUCCCAGUCCGUAUGACACUGACUCCCUCAAACUGAAGGUGGGGGAUAUUAUCAACAUCAUCAGCAAGCCUCCAAUGGGCAUCUGGACAGGUAUGCUCAACAACAAAGUAGGAAACUUCAAGUUCAUCUAUGUGGAUGUUGUGGUGGAGAAAGAAGAAGAAGAGGAAGCACCCAAGAUCAGACAACAGAAGCUGUGCAAAAGACCUCGACCUAAAACACUUCUGGAGUUACUUGAGCGGUUAAAGCUGGAGGAAUACGCCUCUGCCUUGUUGCUGAAUGGCUACCAGACAGUGGAGGACCUACUGCACCUGCAGGAGAAACACCUGAUAGAGCUGAACGUCAAAGACCCCGAGCACAGACGUAGGAUUCUCGCUGCUGCUGAAUACCGCUACACAGAAGGUGAUGAUGUGAGGGAGGCAGAGGAGCACAAAUCCUCCCAAAAUCUGCAGGAAGAAGACAGUGAUUGUCCCAGAGACUCCGGCUGCUUCAUACCAUCUGAGUGCUCAGACAGCAAAGAGGAUGCAGAGCACGUCACGGUGGAUUCGUGAAGCGCUCAUUUCUGAGACGGAUAAGUUGACAUUUGGGAUUCAAAGUUACAAUUUUAGCUAUGGCUUAGGUGGAAAUGGUUUGAAAACUGAUCCUGUAAUAUUUUCCGAAUGUCAUGUUUAUAUCACUUGCUCCAUCCACAACCUUACCUAAUGCAGCAUUUUAAAAGUUUGUGACAUGGGAGGGAGAUUAGACAACUUAAUAUCCCAAAUAUCAUCUUAUCCUUUCUUUGCUUAAUAAGGUAAAAGUUGUAUUUUGAUUUUUAGAAUCUAUUUUAUUAGAAGUUGCAGAAGAAGCUGGAUUUUGUUGUUUUAACCUCUGUUGUAUUUAUUGCAUUUUAAAUCCUUCAAUGUUUUUGCAUACUGUUAAGCCAUUAUUUAUCAAAGCUGCAUUGUUUUUACAUUUCCCAUUACAUCCAGUUACAACUCAGCUUCAGCAGUGCUCCACUUUUUCUCCCUGUGGCUGAAUGGACACUGCUGAAGGCAUACUUUGGUGUACUUAUAUCUGGAUUAUGGCCUACAGUGUAUACUGUACAGAUUAACAAGUGUAUUAAUUUCUGAACGUGAAUUUUAAUGAGUGUGCAUGUGUCUGUAUAUGAGAGUAAUUUUAUAUGUUGAAGCGAGAGACAAUAUUAAUCUGAUUUCUCAACGUUUUGUAAAUAAAAUGAAUAAAAUACAGUCAGAU